CUUACUAGCAAGUGCACACAAACUAAUUAUAUCUGUCUCCACAAAAACACUUAGAUUUUGUAGGUGUUUUUGUGACUUUACUCUUACCAAAAUGGCCAUAACUAACUCUACUAUUUCCAUUUUUUUCAGCCUUUCCUUGAUUUUGGGAGUGGCUAUUUCUCAAACUGAGGCUCGGGCAUUUUUUGUGUUUGGAGACUCACUUGUUGACAGUGGCAAUAAUAAUUAUUUGGCCACUACUGCAAGGGCAGAUUCACCUCCUUAUGGCAUUGAUUUUCCAACUCGCAGGGCAACUGGUCGUUUCUCCAAUGGCCUCAACAUUCCUGACAUUAUCAGUCAGCAAAUUGGUUCUUCAGAAUCACCACUGCCUUACUUGAGUCCACAGCUUAAUGGACAAAGGCUUCUUGUUGGUGCCAACUUUGCAUCUGCUGGAAUUGGAAUUUUAAAUGACACUGGCAUCCAAUUUGUCAAUAUAAUUCGAAUGCCGCAGCAGUUGGAUUACUUUAGGCAAUACCAGAGCAGAGUGCGUGCCCAAAUUGGAGAAGCAAGUACCCAAAGACUUAUAAAUCAAGCUCUUGUUCUUAUUACUCUUGGAGGCAAUGACUUUGUGAACAACUACUAUCUCGUGCCCAACUCUGCACGGUCGCGCCAAUAUGCUCUCCAAGAUUAUGUCCCUUUUAUUAUAUCAGAAUACCGUAAAAUCUUGAUGAGGCUUUACGAUAUGGGAGCUCGUAGAGUCCUUGUGACCGGUACUGGACCAUUGGGUUGUGUCCCAGCAGAACUUGCCCAACGUAGCAGGAACGGGGAAUGUGCAGUCGAGUUGCAACGAGCUGCAGCCCUAUUCAACCCGCAACUUACUCAAAUGUUGCAGGGCCUUAACAGUCAAGUGGGCAGCAAUGUUUUCAUUGCUGCAAACACACAAGCAAUGCACCUUGAUUUCAUCACUAAUCCACAAGCAUUUGGAUUCAUAACAUCAAAGGUAGCAUGUUGUGGGCAAGGGCCAUACAAUGGUCUUGGCCUCUGUACACCACUGUCUAACUUGUGCCCGAAUAGAGAUGUGUACGCAUUUUGGGAUCCGUUCCACCCAUCCGAAAGGGCAAAUAAAAUAAUUGCGCAACAAAUCAUGACUGGUUCGUCACAAUACAUGACACCAAUGAAUCUCAGUACUAUUCUGGCCAUGGAUUCCGAGGCAUGAUAUAUUUCCGGAAUCUGUUCAUUACCUUUUCCGUUUAUUGCAGAUUUUUGCAUAUAAUAAGUUGUCUCCAGCACAUUACCAUGUGCUCUUUUAAAAUUUCCAAAGUUUAGCAGUGUGCUAUGUUCAUUCACAAAAUACAGUAAUGUAAUUUGUAGGUGGAGUGUAAUGUCGUUGAAAUGUAAUUCUGGCACUUUCAUCUA
Molecule: messenger RNA, 1392 nt
Organism: Lycium barbarum (goji berry)
Lineage: Eukaryota; Viridiplantae; Streptophyta; Magnoliopsida; Solanales; Solanaceae
Product: GDSL esterase/lipase At5g33370-like
Exons: 5
Coding region: 92-1192 (366 amino acids)
Molecular function (GO): hydrolase activity, acting on ester bonds
Source: RefSeq, a predicted model, not a curated record